This is a messenger RNA of Podarcis muralis (Common wall lizard), 2612 nucleotides long. It is a transcript of the gene PRPSAP2, whose product is annotated as phosphoribosyl pyrophosphate synthetase associated protein 2. Gene Ontology annotation, cellular component: cytoplasm; ribose phosphate diphosphokinase complex. The record is from RefSeq and is a predicted model, not a curated record. NCBI's taxonomy places the organism in Eukaryota, Metazoa, Chordata, Lepidosauria, Squamata, Lacertidae. Gene Ontology annotation, molecular function: magnesium ion binding; ATP binding; ribose phosphate diphosphokinase activity. Gene Ontology annotation, biological process: 5-phosphoribose 1-diphosphate biosynthetic process; purine nucleotide biosynthetic process.
UAACCUCUUGUCUUCAGUGCAUUGGUGUUUUUUACUUUAUCGCUACGGCUAGUGGCUGAUGUCGAUCAAGAUUCUUUUGAUCCUGCUGCGUGCGAUGUGCGCGCAAUAUAAUGUGUGUAUAUACGCGCACUCACGCACGUGUCUGGGGCGGGAAGAGCGCGAACACAUUUAUAUCGAUACCUCGGUGCUCUGUAUUUUUAAGCACUCUUCAUUAGCGCUGCUUCCGGGGCGUUUAUUAUUUGGCAGGAGUUUGUAUUCGCUGCCGGUUUGUGGUCGGAGGUGCUUGGGCUGCUCCUUCUGUUUUGCGAUGGCCUUUAGAGCCGCGGACAAAUGAAAUCGGGUCGCCGUCGCCUGUAGGUAAAUUUUUUGAAAGGAUGCUAGUGGCAUUGUCCUCAGGAGGAGAGUAAAGUGCAAGAGAGCUUCAGCUCUGUGUGCCAACUUCGCACAGCUCUCAGCCGCAACCUUUAUUUUAUUUUAAAAGUGGGAAGACAAAGGAGGAUUUGAUGUUUUGUGUGGCGCCCAAUGGUACAGGAUCCGUCAUGAAUAUAACGAAGGGUGGGCUGGUGCUAUUUUCAGCCAAUUCCAACCCAUCGUGCAUGGAACUAUCAAAGAAAAUUGCCGAGCGCCUGGGGGUGGAGAUGGGUAAAGUCCAGGUUUACCAGGAGCCGAACCGAGAAACGCGGGUACAGAUUCAGGAGUCUGUGAGAGGAAAAGAUGUCUUCAUCAUCCAGACUGUCUCAAAGGAUGUGAAUACGACCAUCAUGGAGCUCCUCAUCAUGGUGUAUGCCUGUAAAACGUCCUGUGCCAAAAGCAUUAUUGGCGUGGUUCCCUACUUCCCAUACAGCAAGCAGUGCAAGAUGAGGAAAAGGGGCUCCAUUGUCUCUAAGCUUCUGGCUUCGAUGAUGUGCAAGGCGGGUCUGACUCACCUCAUCACCAUGGAUUUGCAUCAAAAGGAAAUCCAGGGCUUCUUCAAUGUCCCGGUUGACAACCUGAGAGCAUCUCCAUUUUUGCUACAGUACAUUCAAGAAGAGAUUCCAGACUACAGAAAUGCUGUGAUCGUGGCCAAAUCUCCGGCGUCUGCAAAGAGGGCUCAGUCGUUUGCAGAGCGCUUGAGACUGGGGAUCGCCGUGAUACACGGGGAGGCUCAAGAUGCAGAGUCCGACCUGGUGGACGGCCGCCAUUCGCCCCCGACGGCUAAAAGUGCAGCUGCCAUUCACCCUAGUUUAGAGAUACCCAUGUUGAUUCCAAAAGAGAAACCUCCCAUCACAGUUGUCGGAGAUGUGGGCGGAAGGAUAGCCAUCAUCGUGGACGACAUAAUAGACGACGUAGACAGCUUCCUGGCUGCUGCUGAGACGCUCAAAGAGAGAGGCGCCUACAAGAUUUUUGUCAUGGCCACCCACGGCCUCCUUUCCUCAGAUGCCCCCCGGUUGAUAGAGGAGUCUGCAAUCGAUGAGGUUGUGGUCACCAACACAAUCCCUCACGAGAUCCAAAAGCUCCAGUGCCCCAAAAUUAAGACUGUGGACAUCAGCAUGAUCCUUUCGGAGGCCAUCCGCAGAAUCCACAACGGGGAGUCCAUGUCGUACCUUUUCAGGAAUAUAGGCCUGGAUGACUGACUGCUACCUUGGAAGGCUUGGAGGAGGAGGAGAAGAAGAAAAAUAUUUUCAGGGGCCAAACUGGACAUCUACACAGAAAACCGAGCUGUGAAGCAUCGUGGCUUAAACUUUGUCCUUCAAUGGAACCCACUUUGUUUAGUUGCUUCCCUUCCCCAUGAUUUAAAUUUAGUAGAUGAAAUUUCCAGAACUUUUUUCUUCUUUUUUUGCAAAAAGACUUUUAUUGGGGGGGGGAGAACAAAAAUCUAGUCUGUUACGUUUAGCUGCACUGUUGGUUAAGGACACGGUCCUUUUUGAGAAGUUAUUGAGCCUCCUUGAAAUGCAUUGGGGGCUGUGCAGGAGAGCACCCUGCGUCUCUUGAGGGUUUGGGUGACAAGGGGGCCCAACCGUGUUGUUUUGAAAGAGAAGCCCUAUCCCCCUGGGCAAUGACUCCCCAGGCGUGGGAUUCUCCUGGUGAGAGACCCGCAGGGCCUGUUCCCAUAGAACAGGUUAUCCUCAUCUGCCUGUAAGUGAAAACUGUAGCCUUGCGCCCUGUGGGAGUCAGAGGACACGGAAAUGGCAGUCGUGGGCUGGAGCAACAGCAUGCUCCGUCUCCUGCCUCUCCUGGUCAUUUCAAUGAAGUUCACGCAGGAGAACUUCCUGGGAAAUGGAGCUCUAAGGGUACAAAUGUGCUUGCGCGCACACACACACACACACACACUCGGAGAAAAGGGUCACGGUUCCUACGUGUUCACAUUCCUUUCCUCCCCGAAUCAGCUUGCUUGCAAGUGCUUUGAAGGGUUAAUUACAUACGAUUCUUUUAUCUCUUUUUUUUAAUAUAUAAAAAAAGCUACUGUAUAAAGUUCGCAUCUGACAAGCCAAAAAAGAAAAAAAAAAGUUGUACUGUUGUACGCAGUUCAGUGACAUUUUUUGUAGAAGUGCUUUUAUAGGAAAAGCAUAUGGAGUAUGCACUGGUAUUUAUUUUCUGCAAUGAGAAGAAUAAAUGACUUUGUUUUUGUGUGA